This is a messenger RNA of Opisthorchis viverrini, 1020 nucleotides long. RefSeq lists its product as hypothetical. Lineage: Eukaryota; Metazoa; Platyhelminthes; Trematoda; Opisthorchiida; Opisthorchiidae. The coding region runs from base 1 to 1020 and encodes 339 amino acids. The record is from RefSeq and is a predicted model, not a curated record. The transcript is spliced from 5 exons.
AUGUCUGGAAUAGAGAACAGAUCAAUAUCUUCUAGUGAGCUCGCUUACAUACUCUCCCGUCCACCAACCCGUGUUCAGGUGGGAUUUUGUAGCAAGUUAAUGAGAGUUAUCGACUGUCACGGAUACAAUGGCAAGCGCUGCUUGACUGAGGAAUAUGAGGAGGAUGACGAUGAUGGUGAUGAUGAUGAUGAUGACAACGACGAUCAUGAUGAUGAUGACGAUGAUGAUGGUGUUGAUGAUAAUGAUGACGAUGAUGAUGAUGAUAAUGAUGAUGAUGAUGCAGUCACUCAGCGCGGCGGGUGCCCGAAGCCUCUUGGAUGUGAAAAUAAAGGUGUAGAAAGCAUGCGGUGCUGGUGUAGUGGUAACACGCUCUCCUCACAUUUUAAAUAUUCGAAGUUGAAACUUUUACACGAUCAGGAAUAUGUACUGCUGAUUAGCUCUAAUAAGACUGAAAUUCGGGUACCAUUCUCGUUAUCUUGUGGGUGGAUUCUGCAGAACCGUAGCGCCGGGCAAGACAAGGACUGUUCAAACGAGACGUACCGUACUAUGACAAUCAAGAAUGUUAUGGAUACCGAUACCGGCAUCAAACGGGAUAAUCGAAUCGAGCGUUUCUUCAUUCGAUAUUUGGAACAAAAACUCCCUGGUGAUUUGAAUUUCUUCAGAGGCCUUGACACUUCCACAUCCGUGUUAACGGUAGCCCUUUGGUUAGACUGUGCCCCGGGCACCGGAGAUGGACUGUUGGAGUCUUCCUCAAAAGAAUGGGUCCAGAUGGGAUCAUUGGUAUGGAAACGACAUGUCAGUCAAUUACGGCCGACUGAGUGCCAGAUCCUAAAGGCGGAAGAACAGUUAAUAGACCUCAAUAGACUGCUUGAAAACUUUGAUCUACCAAGACCAGUACCUAUAGCCACUGCCUCGGAUGUACCGCCCAAGACAGAUCCAUUGCUGCAACCGAGACGUCGUACCGGUCGUGCUAGAAAACUGGUGAAACCUUUACAACUUGAUACGCGUCGACAAUCUUAA